CCUCUUCUCUUUUGCACAACGCCAGUAGGCUUCUUUCAUUCAAAUUCUUCUAUUAUCAAAUAAAUAGAUCUAGUUCAGUAUGGAUAACGUGCUUGAAAAACAAAGGAGUGCUCACGAAGAUCUCGAACGUCUCGAGCAAGCCAUCGUCGAUGAAUACAUGGAAAAUCCUAAAACUCAUCGUGAAAGAUUGCAUAACGAACAUAUUGUUGAUAAUUUUCUGAAUCGUAUUGCUGAGAAGAGCGCUUAUCUAGCUGAUCUUUAUGAGGACAAAGAAGGGCUACGUAAAUCAGAAAUGGAUGCGCUUUCAGGCACCAAUUCUGAAUUCACUGAAUUUUAUGAACGCUUAAAAGUGAUAAAAGAACAUCACCGCAAAUACCCUAACGAACCAGUCGAGCCACCAGAAAUGGAAUUUAUUUUCCUUUCACAAAAGAAAGAUGAAUCUAAUUUUGAAGAAUUAGAGAAGCUCUUCUCUGGAGAGGAAAGCCUCGGUAGAUAUCUCGAUAUGAAUACCAUUCACACAACCUAUAUCAAUCUUAAAGGCGUCAAAAAAUUGGAUUAUCUGCAAUUUUUAAGCGAGUUUGAUGAUUUUUCUACCAUCUAUCCUAAAGCUAUCAAAAACAGUGAUGAUUAUAAAAGCUACCUCAACAAUCUUUAUGAUUAUCUUUACGGAUUUUACCGUCGUGCUAAACCACUUUACAAUUUGAAUGAAUUGGAGACUAGAGCACGCGAACAGUUUGAAGAGAAUUGGCGGCAAGGAAAAGUAAAAGGCUGGGAACAAGUAGAAGCAGGCGAUGCAUCAUUAUUUUGCAAAGCAUGUCAGAAACAAUUCACGAAACAAACAGUAUACGAUGCCCAUUUAUCAGGCAAAAAGCAUAUAAAGGCACAGAAGAAAUUAGAUGAGUCAACGGGAUCAUCCAACAGCCAUACUACAACGAACGGUAACAUAAAUGGCGGUAGUAGCAGUAACAGUCAGGACGAUAAAAGAAAGGCAAUUGCAUGGAAAGAACGUUUGAUUGAAUCUAUUGCUGACGCGCUGAAAGAGGUGAGAGAGGAGACAAAAGCCAACGUUGAAAGAAAGCAAGCAUUAACGGAUAGAGAGCGUAUCUUGGAGCAAGAACAAGAAGAGAUUGAAAUUAAUGAUCAAGAAUCGGAUGAUGAGGAUGAUGAAAAGAUUUACAACCCUCUUAAACUACCACUUGGUUGGGAUGGUAAACCCAUUCCUUAUUGGCUGUAUAAAUUACAUGGUUUGGGAGUAGAGUACCCAUGUGAAAUUUGCGGCAACUAUGUGUAUAUGGGCAGAAAGGCUUUCGACAAGCACUUUCAAGAAUGGAGACACGCUCACGGUAUGCGCUGUUUAGGAAUUCCAAAUACGCGUCAAUUCCAUGAAAUCACAAAAAUUGAAGAUGCUUAUGCUUUAUUUGAAAAGCAAAAGAAGGAAAAUCUUAACGAAGAAGCCAAGAUUGACACCAUAGAAGAAUUCGAAGACUCUGAAGGAAAUGUGUAUAAUAAGAAGAUUUAUGAAGAUCUUAAAAGACAAGGCAUCCUUUAAAUUAGAUAUUAUUGCAUUAGAAUGGUGGGUUU
This is a messenger RNA of Mycotypha africana, 1581 nucleotides long. RefSeq lists its product as uncharacterized. Gene Ontology annotation, biological process: mRNA splicing, via spliceosome. Gene Ontology annotation, molecular function: RNA binding; zinc ion binding. The record is from RefSeq and is a predicted model, not a curated record. The transcript has 6 exons. Gene Ontology annotation, cellular component: nucleus; spliceosomal complex. NCBI's taxonomy places the organism in Eukaryota, Fungi, Mucoromycota, Mucoromycetes, Mucorales, Mycotyphaceae. The coding region runs from base 80 to 1549 and encodes 489 amino acids.